Cyprinodon variegatus (sheepshead minnow) is the source of this 1077-nucleotide messenger RNA. RefSeq names its product protein NLRC3-like. The transcript has 2 exons. NCBI's taxonomy places the organism in Eukaryota, Metazoa, Chordata, Actinopteri, Cyprinodontiformes, Cyprinodontidae. Bases 9 to 1001 code for a protein of 330 amino acids. The record is from RefSeq and is a predicted model, not a curated record.
AUAGAAGUAUGCAGGAGCUGAUGGAGGCUGACAUGAAAGUUCUUCUGAACCUGGGAAGGCUUGCGUUUGAACAACUGAAAGAAAAAAACACAAUUUUCUAUCAAGAGGACCUGGAGCAGUGUGGUCUGGGGGUCAGAGAGGCCUUGGUGUACUCAGGAGUUUGUACAGAGAUCUUUAAAAGAGAAAACUUGAUCUCCCAGAAACCAAUUUACAGCUUUGUUCAUCUCAGCAUCCAAGAGUUUCUGGCUGCAGUUUACAUUUUCCACUGUUUCACCAGCAGGAACACACAGGUACUAAGGAGCUUCCUGGGAAAAGAGUACAGUGAAACAUCUCUGGAUGACUUUCUGAUUAGAGUUAUGAAGGAAACCCUCAAACUAGGAAACAACCACCUGGAAAUGUUUGCACGCUUCCUUCAUGGCCUCUCUGUUGAGUCUAAUCAGAGACUCUUAGGAGGCCUCCUGGGUCAAAUGGAGAACAAUUCGAAAACCAUUAAAAAAAUCAGCAACAAUCUUAAGGAGAUGGAAGCUGAUGGACGUUGUCCAGAUGCAUCUAUUAACAUCUUCCUCUGCCUGAUGGAAAUAAAGGACCUUUCAGUUUAUCAGGAGGUUAAACAGGUCAUGAAAUCAAAGAAAAGAUCAAAGAAGCUCUCAGAGAUCCAGUGUACAGCUCUGGCAUACAUGCUGCAGAUGUCAGAGGAGGUUCUGGAGGAGUUGGACAUGCAGAAAUACAACACAACAGAUAAGGGAAAAUAUAGACUAAUACCAGCAGUAGUGAACUGCAGAAAAGCUCGAUUUGUUAACUUCAGGUUGACAGAGAUCUACAGUGUUUUGCUCCUUUGUUUGAAAACCAACCCCCCCCAUUUGACAGAACUGGACCUAACCAACACCAACUUUACAGAUGAUGGAGUGAAGGACCUCUGUAUUUUUCUAGAGAACCCCCUCUGCAAACUACAGAUAUUGAGGAAAGACCGUUUUAGUUUUGUGCUGAUAUUUCUGAUGUAAAAUAUGUUUUCAUACUAAACUGUUAAUAUUUUACUGACUUUUUACCUGAAGGUUUUUGUUAUCUUCAAAUGAAAAU